AUGGGCGCCGAGCGCGAGGCGCGGGCGUGCGCGGCCCUUUACGCGGAGCUGCGCGGCGGCGGCACCGUGCUCUCCUGCCUGCGCUGCCUCCGCCGCGCCGCGGGGAGUACUGCCAAGAGAUGCAAAGACAAGUACCUGGAGGAGGCUCUGCUCCUGUCACAGACGUUGAGCGAGGGGCUACGGGAGCUGGAUGAGGCAGAGGCACGACCCCUGCUCCGCUGUGUCCUGGCUUUCCAGAUGGAGGCAACUGGAAGCUCCAGCUCCUUCCAGAAACUAGAACGGCUUGUGACCCAGCUGGCAGUGGGGAAGGAAGCCCUGCUUGCCCAGGAGGUGGGCAUACUGCUGGCUGGCCUGGUGCCACAGGGAGAGGUGCUGUCUCCUCAGGACCUUCAAUCAGUGUGCAUGUUCCUAGAGGAGAGCAGGCUGGGCCGACAGCACUGGCAGCAGAACCUGGCCCAGCUGCUGCAGCACCUGGCCACCACCUUGGGCUGGGUGCUGCAGAGCCAGACCAUGCCUGAUAGCACAUGGGGCUACCUGGUCAUCAAGGCCUGCCUCCAGCUCUUCCAAGUGCUGCCAAAGGAUGUGGCACCCCUGGUGUGGAGUGUGGAGGGGAAGAAUGAGACCCUGCAGAGGCUCUUGAGACUGCUGCUGGAGGUGGCAUGGGGAAAGACCCGGAACAGAGACAUGAGGCUGCUGGCAGGCACAGCCCUGAGCAUGUUGGUGAACACAGCCCCACAGCCCCAGCAUGGGGUCAGUGCUACACUGGCCCUCUUCCAGCUCCUUGACCAAGGUACAGGUGAGCUGAAGUUUGGGGAGCUGGUAAUGGAGGUCCCCCCCAUCCUGGAGUCAGAUGGUUUGGAGAAGCUGGUGCUCACCAGAGGUUUACUGACAUGCUGCAAGACAGACAUCCUCAGCUGCCAGCUGGAGAGCUUCACCCACAAGGUCUGCCUGCUGCUGGAUGUGGUCUUUCCUGCUGUGUAUGCCCUGACCAAGGAGCAGAAAGACUGCCACUACUACUGCUUCCAAGCCUGCACCCUGUGGCUGCAGCGCCUGCGGGACAGCCUGCCUGCUAUCUGGCACCUGAUGGGGACCCGCGUCCUGGCGCAGGACACUCAGCUGCUCCAGCAGCUCACACAGCUGGUGUGGGACAACGCUGAGACCUCGGUGGAAGGGAUAUCAGAGUUCAUCCAGAGCUCCUUCCGACUGCUCCUAGAGAUCUACUACCUCGAGUGUCAGCACUUCCAGGACCAGGAGAGACUCCUCUACCAACAGAUACUGCAGAGGGUGGUCUCAAUGCCAUGGCAGAUCAAAGCCAGAUAUGUGCCCUUGUGUUCCAUCGUUCCCUACAUGGGCAGCCAGCAGGUGCUGGAUGCCUACCCAGACCUGCCACAGCACCUCCUGAAGUGCCUCUCCACCAACCACCUGUGUCCCGCAGCCGCCGAGGUGUACAAGGCGCUGGUGCGGCAGCAGUGUGCGGAGCGGCAGGGUGCGGGGGCAGCCGAGCGCUGGGCUCUGCACUGGCUGCCGCUGCUCUCCGGGGCACUGUGCUCGCCGCUGCCCAUCCUGCACGGCAACGCCACCAACCACCUGCUCGCCUGGACCCUGCGGCAGCUGCCGGCGGCACAGGCGCUGCUGGCUGCCCGCUGCGGCGGCUGGGACGCGGCCUCGCUGCGCGCCUGGGUCUCGCUGCUGAGGGCGCAGGGGAGCGUGGCGGGGCCCAUGCAGCUGCAGGGAGACACGCUGGAGCGGCUCCGCUGCUGCCUGCGCUCCCGCGAGGACGGCGUGCGCCUGGCCGCCCUGGGCCUCCUCUGCUGCAGCCCCGGCACCAACCGGCCCCUCUCGAGUGGCGAGAUGCGGCUGCUGGCGGAGUUCCUGCCCCUCAACCUCAACUGCGACUCCUCCUCCUUCCGGCAGCUGCUGCAGGCGUCGGUGAGGAAGGCGCUGGUGCGGCUGCGGGACAGCUCGCUGGCCCAGCUGCGAGGGAAAGCAGCCCAAGGCACCAAGCCAGGCGAGGGAGCGGGGCAGCUGGAGCGGGCAGUAGGCUUUGUGGAGUGGCUGCUGCAGCUCAGCAUCGCUUCGCUUGGCCCGGGCUCCAACUACCAGAGGAAGAAAACAGCUCUGCUCCUCCUGGCUGCUGUUUUGGAGACCUGCACAGACACCUGGAGCCCCAACAGGAAGAAAGGCCAGCCACCAAGGACUAUGGCCACACUGUUGAGCUAUGCUAGGGAGAGUGGCUGCUGGGACUUCUUCUCCCACACCAAUUUGUUGGCUCUGCUGAGCUGCUUACAGGACAGCACUAAUGAGAUCAGAGACUUGGCCUCAGAGCUGCUCAUCCGCUACUUCCCUGUCCCACUCCCUGAGCCCACUGCCCUGGCUCUCUUCCAACUGGCCCAGGAGGCCCUGGGCAGCCCCCGCGUGCAGGAGGCUGAAACUGGAGCCGUGCUGAUGAAGACCAUCCUGCAGAAGUCAGACAGUGCCACCAUGAAGAUCCUAGCCCUACACGCAGCCUCAACAGUGCCCAGCCAAGGUCUAUGCUUUGCCCAGCAUCUUCUCCAUGUUCUCCAAGCCCAGUAUGCCAUAGCCUGCCAGGACCUGCUGCAGGCAGCAGCCAGUGCGCCGAUGCACGGAACAGUCACAGCCCUGCGCAGGUGCCUUCUGCAGGUGCCAGAAGUGGCCACCUCCAUGCAGGCAGCAGAGUUGGCACAGAGCUGGCAGGAGUUCUUCUCCUCCCUCGUCACCACAGUGAGAGACAUCACCUCCUUACUCCUGGGUGCUUUGCAGAGCCAGCAAGGCCCUGGCGCUGAUGAGCAAGCUGCUGCCCCAUCAUUUGCAGACAUGGGGAACGCCAUCUUCUCCCUCAUCACAAUGAGGAAAGGCCAGGGGCAAGAGGAAGAUGAAGAUUCUGUCCUGCUGUCAGAGGAGCACAGCCUGAUUCUGACCUGCUGUUGGGUAUCAGUGAAGGAGAUAGGGCUGCUCUUGGGGGGCCUGGCUGAGCUGCUGCUGGCCCCAGCCCAGCCUGCUGGGCUGGCGCCCCUCCUGCCACUCCCCACCCUCCAGACGGCUGCGAGGGUGUUCCAGGAAAUCCUGCUCCGGUGCCGGCACUGGGGAGCGGUGGAAGGCUGCAGCAUGGGCUUCACCAAGUUUUGUGCUGCUCUGCUGAACCACCCAGACAUGAAGCUGCAGGCCAUCCCACAGACCAUGCUGGAGCAGGGCCUGGAAGCGCUGAGCGGGCCCCGCAGCAGCUCAGUGACGCGCCGUGCCGCUGGCUUCCCCAUGCUCUUCCUCUGCAUCGUCAGCGGGGAGGCCCCGGCGGAGGCACGGCCGCUGCUCACUUGCUGCAUCCACACGCUGCUGGCUUUGGCCGCCACUGUGCUGCCACAAGACUGGGACCAGACCCUCGACCUCCCACAGGUGUGUGCCCUCCACGUGCUGCAGACACUGGUCCGUGGCACGGGGCUGGGUGCUGCGCUGCUGCGGCACGCCGCGCCGAUGGUGGCCCUGGCACUGCGGGGCUUGGGCUCGCCAUGCUGGGCCAUGAGGAAUGCAGCCAUCCAGCUCUUCAGUGCUCUCACGUCUCGGCUGCUGGGCCAGGCACGGAGCUGCGGCGAGGGCUGCCCGGCAGAAGGAGUGAGCCUGCCAGCCUUUCUUGGGCAGCACCCACAGCUGGGUGCCGUGCUGCUGGGAGAGCUGGCAGCAGCUGCAGAGCCUGCGCUGGGGGGGCCCUGCCUGCACCCCGCACUCCAUGCCAUCCUCACUCUCCUGGCCCAGCUGCAGCCCGGGACCGAUGGCCCUGGCAGCCCUUCUGCUCGCUUCCUGGCGCCGCUGCUGGGGCUGGCAGGCAGCCCCAUCCACGCCGUGCGAGUGAUGGCUGCCAAGGCGCUGGUGCCCGUGGUGUGUCCCUCCCAGCGCCGGGGGCUGCUCCUGCAGCUGGCCCAGCAGCUCCCUGCCGCACCGGGACAGCUGCGCUCUCACAACGCUCUGCACGGGCACCUGCUGCAGAUGCGGGCACUGCUGGGUCCUGGCCCGGGCACCAGUGGGCUGUCGGCCGAGGAGCUGCAGCCUGUGGCUCUGCAGCUGGAGACACGGGGCUGGCUGCUCACCCCUGCCCAGCGCUGCCCGCUCGUCCGUGCCACCUUCCUUCAGGUCCUUGCCCUCAUGCCCGUGUCCUUCAGCUCUGGCUUCACCCAGAGCAUCCGUGAUGCCAUCAACUCUGAGCUGGGCAGCCUCUCCCUGGGGAGAAAGCAGGGAUGCACGGAGCUGCAGGUGGGUUUGCCCAUUCUCCACCAAACCAUGGCCCACUUCCUGUGCAGCGAGGCCGCCCGGAUGGUGGACAGCGAGUGGAUUGGUGCCGUCUGCUCGCUCCUGCAGCAGCCAAGCCCCAAUGUGCAGCUCGCCAUCCUGGUCUGGGUGGUCACCGGGGAGGGAGCAACCUGCGAGGAGCUGGACAAGGCUCUCGGGCUGACGUUGCUGGAGACCUUGCACUCGGUGCUGCAAGAGAGAAGGGACAAAGAGUUCCUGAGAUUGUACCUUGAGGCUUUGCUGCAUCUUUACCGAGAGCCCUCGUCAUGGACCCAGGAGGCUUCCUGUAAGCUCCAGGGCUCCUCAGCAGCAUGCCUGGAGAUGCUGCUGCACAUGGUGGAAGCAGAGUAUCCUGGCCCUGACCUCCUGUCCCAGGCCCUGUGUGCUGCCAGCCUGCUUCUCGCCCACUGGGUUGGACCUGAGGACAGCCUCCUGCUUGGGCGCUGGUGUGCAGCGCUGGAGGACUGCAGCCGCUCCACGUCCGAGGUGCUGCGGCUGGCUGCCGCCCGCUCCCUGCACACAGCAGCUCCCAGGGUCCUGCGCUGCUGCCUCCAUGCUGCCUGGCCCUCGUUUGUCCCUGAGGCUCUGCGGCUGAUAAACAUGGGCAUUCACCUUCUGCAAGAUGAGGACCGGGAGGUCCGUCAUGAGGCCUCAGGUUUUGCCAGCUUCUUGCAGCCAGAGCCCAGGGACCUGCUCCCAGAUGGCUGCAUCUUUGUGCAGGACAACGUGGGGCUCCAGGGCCUCCUGCAGCUCCUCCUGGCAGAGUUUGGGCAGCACCCUCAAACCUUUGACUUGCUCCUACAGCACCUCCCUGUCCUAGACAUCAGGGGCAUCGUGGAAGGGCUGGAGGCCAACAAAGCCGCCAGCCUGUACAAGGAGGACGAGCCAAAUGUCUUUGCGGAGCCGGCGGUCCUGGCGUGGCAGCUGCUCCCCAUCCUGCUGCAGCUCCUGGAGAAGGUGCCCGCAGGCGGCCCCCUCUGUGCCUCGGCUCUGUGCUGGCUGGCAGCUGUGGGCCCUGGCGUCCUGCAUGACCUGCAGUACUGCAAGCAGCGCUGGAGCCAAGGUAUGGAGCAGCAUGCAGCCCUCAAGACAGGGACUGCUGCCUGCUGGGGGAUGAAGGCACUGGGCUGUGCCAAGCUGCACACAGCAGUGGCUGUGCUGCUGGUGAGGGCCCGAGUGGUGGUACAGGCACUGCAGGUGCUGGGGGAAAGUGCCAGCACUGUGCCAGGGCUGGGCUGCAGUGCCCAGGAGCUGGAGCAGGAGCUUGUGCUGGUGCAGGAGCUGCUGGCACAGCAUGGACUGACCCCUGUGCUGAGCCAGGGCAAUGCAAUGGGGAAGAUGGGACCACUGUUGGGGGCUACCUGACAGCUCUGGGCAUGGAAUGGCAUCACACCAAGCCCUGCAGCCACAAGGCUCCUGGCUUCUGCUGCCACAUCCCACCUUUGCCAGAUGCUUUCUCUGGACACCAGGCAGGACCGUGAGCUUGGUGCUGUAACUCAGGGGAACCUCACUCACCAUGUGGGACUUGCUGGCUGUGUUCUCAGUAUUCUGUAACUCUCCACCCCCAGGACACCAGUGCAGCCUUAGCCUGUGCCUGCCCACAGCAUCCCCACCCUCAACUCUCUCUGGGAUCAGGGGACACACAUCCUGGUGCUCUUGCACACCCCUUGUGCUGCUUAACUCCCACCACCUUAUUUUUUUUUUAACCAGUGUUUUAGCUCACUGCUGACCUGGGCUUUUAUCCCCAAUAAAGAGGCCAAGAACAACCCA
Molecule: messenger RNA, 6069 nt
Organism: Colius striatus (speckled mousebird)
Lineage: Eukaryota; Metazoa; Chordata; Aves; Coliiformes; Coliidae
Product: tRNA (32-2'-O)-methyltransferase regulator THADA-like
Exons: 31
Coding region: 1-5664 (1887 amino acids)
Biological process (GO): tRNA methylation
Cellular component (GO): cytosol
Source: RefSeq, a predicted model, not a curated record